GGUGUUCAUUACACUAUGUAAAGCUUAUCAUGUGUUGUUAGCUCACAGUAGUCGCUUUAGACAUUCUUGUAAAGAAGAAGUGUUUUUUUUUUUUUUUAUGUUAUCAAAGUAUUUUGCGCCGCGGUGCUGGAGAGCCAGUCUGCGUGAGCGAGACUGCAGCAGGGUUAUAAGAGAACUACACGACGGUGUUGUCCCGCCUGAGCUUCGGUGGGAGUCGCCGGUGCGGAGGGCGCUGUGCUGUGAGGGACGGAGGAGCGGAGAGUUUCUCCUCCGAGCAAAAGUGAAGUGUGCGCACGGCGCGGGACCGCGGCUCGUCCCCGCUCUCCGGGACUUCAGCUCACUUUGCGCUUUAUUUUCUCUCUUUCUCAUGCAGACACUGUAACGACCACACAGGAUCGAGUGCCGGCUUUUAUGAUGAAUUCCAUCCUUUCAUCGAAGCACUGCUGCCCCACGUGCGUGCGUUCGCCUACACUUGGUUUAACCUGCAGGCCCGCAAGCGAAAGUACUUCAAGAAGCACGAGAAGCGCAUGUCCAAGGAAGAGGAGCGCGCCGUGAAGGACGAGCUGCUGAGCGAGAAGCCUGAGGUCAAGCAGAAGUGGGCGUCGCGGCUGCUGGCCAAACUGCGCAAGGACAUCCGGCCCGAGUUUCGUGAGGAUUUUGUGCUCACCGUGACGGGGAAGAAGCCUCCGUGCUGUGUGCUCUCCAACCCCGACCAAAAAGGCAAGAUGAGGAGGAUCGACUGCUUGCGCCAGGCAGACAAAGUGUGGCGCUUGGACCUGGUCAUGGUGAUUUUAUUCAAAGGUAUUCCCCUCGAAAGUACUGAUGGCGAGAGGCUGGUUAAAUCACCGCAGUGCUCGAACCCAGGGUUGUGCGUGCAGCCGCAUCACAUAGGAGUUUCAGUUAAGGAGCUGGACCUGUACUUGGCCUACUUUGUACAUGCAGAAGCUACACAGUCUGAAAGUCCAAACCAGUCCAGUGAAGGAGAUGUUAAGGACCAGCCAGAAAAUGGACAUCUGGGCUUCCAGGACAGUUUCGUUACAUCAGGCGUCUUCACCGUCUCCGAACUUGUCCGAGUCUCACAGACCCCGAUUGCUGCCGGGACAGGACCCAACUUCUCACUGGCAGAUUUAGACAGCUCCUCUUACUACAGUAUGAGUCCAGGGGCUAUGAGACGGCCCCUACCGAGCACCUCUUCUAGCAGUUCUGCAAAGCGGAUUAAGUGCAUGGAGGAGGAGGUGGACAGUCCAGGCGAGGAGCCCUACUACCCUGGUCAGGGGCGAUCCCCAGGCAGCGGAAGCCAAGCCAGCAGUUGGCAUGAAGUAGAGCCAGGAAUGCCAUCGCCCACCACAUUAAAGAAGUCAGAGAAGUCUGGUUUCAGCAGCCUCGUGCCUUCGCAGAGCUCCUCCUCCCCCCGAACGGCAUUCACACACCAUCAUCGAGCAGUCAUUACAGGACCCAGAGCGAGUCCUCAUGCGACGCCGUCAAGUCUUCAUUUCCCGACGUCUCCGAUCAUACAGCAGCCCGGCUCCUACUUCUCUCACCCUGCCAUCCGCUACCACCCACAGGAGACGCUCAAGGAGUUUGUCCAACUUGUCUGCCCUGACAGUGGUCAGCAAGCUGGACAGGUGGGCUUCCUGAACCCCAAUGGCAGCAGUCAAGGGAAAGUUCACAAUCCAUUCUUGCCCACGCCCAUGUUGCCCCCACCACCGCCCCCGCCCAUGGCGCGACCUGUGCCACUGCCCGUGCCAGACUCCAAACCUCCCUCCACUACGGCUGAGGGAGGGGGCACCUCGCCCACCUCGCCAACCUACUCCACACCGAGCACGUCCCCCGCCCAGCGCUUUGUCAGUGUGGGCCCCAGAGACCCCAGCUUUGUAAAUAUCCCUCAGCAGCCUCAGUGGUACCUGGGCUAAGGACACCAGAUUCAGACCGGCCUCUCCCGAGCUCAAAUGCUUCUCCCUGCCUCCCCUGAGUGUGACCUUCUAUGUGCCCAUCGGUGUGACGCGCCAGGAUCCGCCGACCGCCCUCAACGCCCACAGACCCAGCAGCAUGGCUACAGCAGAACCCAAAACAAAUCCAAACAAACCAACUCAACACGCUUACAACAAACAUACUCAGUAUCUGUAUAUCCCAUAUAUAUUCCUCCAGAUGUAUGGUUUCUAUUCUUAUAUUCAUAUAUAGUAACUGCCCACCUCCUCUUUCCUCUUGAAAAUGGAGAGAUCUGAUUUACUUGGACACUUGCAUGAAUUGUUUUAGUUCAAUCAGAUAAGGAGAACAUAAUGUGACACAAUCAAAGAGCUUCCUUCGGCCCGUCUUACUGAGAGCCCAAUAUCUUUAUCACUAAUUCCUGAAUUUGUCGCAGUUUCACAUAUUGGCUAUGUGAUUUGAUCAUCCCGGACUGGCGCUCCCCGUGCCCCUCUUCCCCGUGUUUGGCAGGAUCUGGCAGUUGUUGAGUAGAACCCUAGUUCUGCUUGUGGACUUCUUACAAAGGUUUUACUUGGAUCAGAUAUUCCACCAGCUAAAACCUCUCUCUUGACUCAGUAGUCUGCUCUGACCAGAACUGUUCAUCCAUAUCUUCACCGCCGAGACCUUCAGCGCCAUGCUCACGGCCCAACAGACUUCAUGUGCCGGGAAAUGGCAACUAUGAGAAGAAAUUCCCCUGGUUUGUGUCUCGGGGCAGGGAGUGAGAAGAUGGUGAUGUUUGAUAUGAGCUCUGAAGGCUGUAAAGUGAAGAAUUAAUACGGGAGAUUUUUUUAAAAAAAAAGGAAUUGUCUCCCAAUUGUCUUGGAGAUGCGUUCAUAUUUUGUUUUUGUGUUCUUGAGUCUUUUCAGUUGUUUCUAAUACACCCCAUAUAAAGUUCUGCUAUUAGAGAGAACGGGCGGAUAGAAAGGCUGAGCUUCCAUUCAUUAACAAGACAUAAGACAAGCAUAAUUGGAGGUAAAUGGAAUUUUGAAUGGAGGAAAGUGCAAUUUUGUUGGAAAGCUGUCAGAUUGUUAAAUAUCUUUUGUAAGAUAGAUAAUUGCAGCGAUUGUUGAAAAGUAUAUAUCUAUAUAUAUUUUUCUUUCUAGUCCAUUCACACCUCUGGGACUCUAAAAUAUCGGGGUACAAAAAAUAGUUCAAAUAGCCUAGUGAGAAAUAGAGGGAGGUGUACGUGCUUUUUUUUAUUUUUUAUUUUUUUUAUUCGAAUGUCCAUUCAUCUUUGUAAAUUUGUUCGUAUCGUAGAACAAAUAUCCCUUUAAGGAAAUGUAAACAAUCAAUUUGAAACAUUUUGACAACAUCAUCCACUCAUUGACAUUAGAUUGCUGUGCAAGUUUGUUUCCAAAAUGCUAAUUAACUUAUUUUAAUGAAACACAUAAUGUAGAAGCAGUAGCUGAUCUUAAUUUCUCAUCAGGCAAACUCCAUUGCAUGUAACAUAAGAAAGAUUUGAUCAUAUCAACAGCUUCGGAAAUGGUUGGUUAUGAGAGCUCUCAGAAUAGGAACACUCAUCUGUGAUCAGUUUCUGGAUUUUUUAUUUUUUUUUGAUCUACUGUAUGGACAGAUCCCAGCACUCUUAAACUCAUAAACCAUUUCUGUGUUCAGUAUGGUCCUUAUUCUUCUUCAGCUGAAAGCUCUCGUGCCUGUUCGGUCACCACAGACUGGUAGUCGACGCCGGGAUGACACACAAAAAAAAACAACUCCUGUAACUUUUAUUAAAGUGUUAUACAAAACGAUGAAGAAAAAAACAACAAAUGUGAAGAUCAGACAAAACACGAAUGCAACCGCAGAGCGAAGCCUUUUUUUAUUCAUUUGCUUCGCAUGCGAUUUUAACCAUUAUUCUUUGUUUGAAUUUUUUUAAUUUAGUUUCCUACAGUACAUAUAUAAUAAAUACACUUCCACCUGACUCAUCCACUGUUGAUCAAAUCUCAGAAAAGUAAGGAAAAAAAAAUAAAAAUAAAAAAAAAAAUCUGCAUGUUCUAGUGUUAGUGACAAAUUUUUACAUAGAUUAUGUAGAGUUAAAGUAGUGUGAAUAAAGACACGAUAUUGUAAUCCCAACUCCAGGCACUUGCCAAAUCGAGUAUUUUGUUUGGCCCCUUAAACCUAGGGUAUUUUUCGUGCUGUCCUCACAAUCAACCAGUCUUUGUGAUUCUCCUUAGCUUCUCAUCCUUUCUCUAUAUUUGUCCCUCUCUCCUUUGUCGCAUUUAAAACAAUCAUUCUUUUUUUUUUCUUGCAAGAGCAAUUCAUUUUCUUCUCUCGGAUUGCUCGGAAAACAAUUGUUCCUCAUCGAUGUGCCUUGAGUGAUGUUUGAGUCCUGAGCUGAUUCACGAGUUGCAGUGCUUUUUACUUCCCAGAUCUUUUCCACCAUGCUGCUGCUAUGCAGGGAAUCAGAGAGUGGAGCAGAUAAUAGGAACAUGUGCUAAUAAUACAGUAAGAGGAGCAGUGUGUAAGCCCAGGCCUUGUGAUACAACAUCCUGUACAAGAUUAGCUCUUGUACUACAGCGUUAAUCAUAUGGAGGCCCUUGUUAGUCGUAUAGUCAGUAGUAUAAAUAAACAUUUAUUAGUGUAACUGUUAGACCUUUGACACCCAGGCCCUAGGUAGUGUAUUAAUAUUUAUGGAUGUUGCUGCAAUUAUUUCAAAAUGGAGGCAACUUUUAUAUAUAUUUUUUUUAAUUUUUUUUUUAGUCUUCCUGUUUUUGUUCCCAGAACAGUAAAAUAAGGAAAAAAGACAUUAAUGAAUUAAUUAACUAAUAUGCAAUACUUGCUUGCACUCAUUUAGAUGUUCCUUUUUUUAAAAAAAAUAUAUAUUAGUGUUGCACUUGACUGGCUGGUUGGCAGAUUUGUCUUCAUUAAAACUCCACACCAGUUGUGUUUAGGGAUUCUUGCGCUUGAUUUAAUGACCGUUCAUGUAUUAAGGUUCCACUUUCUUUACCUUUUUGGUCACAAGCAAGCCUUAAAACAAGAAAACUUUCUCUCCGGUACAACAAUAUUUAACACACAGUUACAUCCAUGCAUUUAAGCAUUUAAGAAAUUACCCAUAAACACCCAUUUUAUGUACAUGUUGAUCUUCCAUAAUAACGUUUUCUUGUUUAUUCCAUAUAUAUCAUUUAAGAAAAAAAAUAUCGAGGAAAAUUUUCCAAGUGUCUGAAAUGGCGUUUUAGUGGUUACACUUGUGUGUGGAUUGUGUGUGCUUUCUUUUUUUUUCUAUUAAUUUUUUUAUUAGUGUGUCAGAAUUUUUUUUAUUGUUCUUGCCUACCCUUUAGUAAUAAGUUGGGCAUUAUUUCCUUAAUUAUCUGCACUAAAUAUGACAGAAUAUGACAGUUUUAAUGAUUAAAAAAAAUAAAAAAUUAAUAAUAAAUAAAUAAAUAAAACUGCUUCCAGGGCUUAAAAGAGCAAAGGGAAAAAAAUUGAUUGCACGAACAUUUUUUUUUUUUUUUUUUUGUCACAGAAACUUAGUUUAGUUGAAAGCAGCCUAGCAUCUAAUCAGCAGGAUAUCUGGCUGUGUGUGUAAAAUAAAGACAAAAUUGCACCCUUUUUAAAGAAAGACAAAAAAUGAGAAAAAGAUUAUAAAAGCAAUAGCUUGGGCAGUUUGUUUUGUUCUUGUGUUGUGUGUGUAAUUUUAGUUAGUUUUUUUUUGGGGGGGGGGGUGUUUUACAAACAGAGUUUUGGGGAGAAGAAGAAGAAAUCUAAUUGAAACGGAGAAGAGCGCUAGGACUAGGAUGCCGCUGAGUAUGGGAGUCUGUUGUUUGUAUAUUGUAUAGUUUUAUUAAUUACACUGAUUUUAAAGCUGCCCUAUUUUAUAAUGCAGGACUUUUGUAACAUUGAUUAAAUGAGGAAAAAAUAGUGUUGUGAAUUUUUGCAUCGUUUGUAAUAAGGCCACAUCGAUAGAACUGUUUCUUUUCUUUUUUUUUUCUUUUGUUUGUUUGUUUGUUUGUUUAUUUGUUCUCUGGGGAACUGGAUUUAAGUUGAAAACUUUCCUGUUUCCUGAUUUAUCAUUGUUUUCUUUCGCUUUCCUUUUUGUAUGUAUUUAAAGCCGUUUUCGGUUUUCCUUCCUUUUUUUUGAUGGUAUAGAGUAUUUCCUAUACUUGAAAAGUAUAAGGUAUUGAGGUGAAAGCCCCAUUGUAAAUGGAUGUUACAAGUAUGCUUGCUGUAUGUUUUGAAGGUUCUUUGUUGCAUCAGUGUUGAUGAAGCUAAAUUUAGGUAAUUCUGAGGAUGUUGGUAAGAAAUGAGAGCGUUUUUAUGCAUUUUAAAAUUAGUUUUAGGCAGAAGACAAUGACAUAGACAGCCAAAGGAUGCCCCUAUUAUAAAUGCAUCUAGGCAUCUUUUUGUGUUCACCAUUCCAUGCAGGAAAAUAAACAGCUUGAUAUGCAACAUGAUUCUUUUUCUCUUCAACAUCUCUUCCUCUCUCUCUCUCUCUCUCUCUCUCUUUGUCUCUCUCUCUCUCUUUGUCUCUUUGUCUCUCUCUCUCUCUCUCUCUCUCUCUCUCUCUCUCUCUCUCUCUCUCUCUCUCUCUCUCUCUCUCUCUCUCUCUCUCUCUCUCUCUCUCAACCACCUCUGCUAACCGAGCAUGGAGUCACAACACGCUGAGAAGCAUUCUCUCCAUGUCACUACACUGCUGCGGCUCUUCUUAUUGGCUCAGCUACACACACACAAACACACACACACACACACACACACACACACACACACACACACACACACACACACACACACACACACUGUACACACACACUUGGGACUGAAAAUAUAAGGAAUGAGACAUCAUAUAUAUAUAUUACAUCUGGCACCAGUUCUCAAGCAAAAUUGACUUUUACUCACAGCCCAACCCAUACAAACUUUUCAGCUGUAGCAAAUACACACAGUCUGUUUACUCCUUUCAGAGUAUUAAUUAUUUGUUCAUCAAAGGUUAUUACGCCUUCUUUUUUUUUUUGUCCACUGCAUGAAUCUUUCAUAAUGAAGUGUAAAGCCUGAGCAUCAUCCAGGCCAUGACUUCCAGCUAAUAGUUCUCAUUACACACAUGACCCUAGGCUUUUAAGCACAUCAUACAUUUUAAAAUCAUGGGCUUCAAAAUCAUACAGCCUUGAUUUGAAUCUCUGCAAUGUCCAGAACCGUGUCUGUAUGUUUGCUUGUUUUUUUUAUAACUCACCAUCCUCACCUCAGCAUACCCACAUACAGCGUUUCCAUCAAUGCUACAGUUCAAUCGGUUUCUCAUUCCACAGACUGGAUCAGAUAUAAAACAGAUGUGUUCUUGUCGAGGUUACGUUUUUCUUCUAAUAAGACUUUAUUCCACUGUAAAUGUUUCCACUUUCUAAUCACAGCCACGGUCGACUCUUUAUGUACCUGAUUAUUUUAAUUAUCUAAGACACUGAUCUUGUAAGUGAAACAGCCCAGAGUCUGAGGUGAGCAUUACGUUAUAUUAAUAUCAGGGUAGCAUUUAGUCACAUUAACAAUUCAAAUCUAUAAUCAAUCUCGAAAUCAUGACUGAUGACUGAUAGUCUGCAGUCCCAACCUUAUUUUGUGUCUCGGAGGACGUUUUAAGGCAUGGGAAAGUGCAUGUGUGUGAAAACCUUUUCUACUGCUGGACAAUCAGCACCGAUUAACAAACUCUCUCAUGUCAUGUCCAUACUUAUCUCCAUGAAGAUAUAAUCUGUAAAAAAAAAAAAAAUAAUAAUAAUAAUAAUAAUAAUAAUUAAAAGCCCUUCAAAGAUAGUUUAAGGAAAAACGUCUAACCUUUUUAUACGGAACUAUGAGUCUAAAAUAUAGACCUGUAAAUGGAGCAUCAGGCCGAGCAGUUAGCUUAUCCGUAUUCUCAACUAAUCCCAGCGCUUUGUCAAUCUCCCUACUAAAAUUGUUGGUGCUACCUCAAUUGAUAAGACAGAAGAUAUCUCAAGACCAUCACGAGCGAUCCUGCUGAUCCACCUAGCAGUCUUAUCUGCAUGAGAACUAUGCACUCGUGAAAUUAACGCUGUUCCAAACAAAGUCUGGUUUUAAUUUUUGUUUUACUUUUACCUUUGUGUCAUGUUUUUUUUUUGUUCUUUUUGUUCUUUUUUUUAUUUUUUAUUUAGUUCAUCUUCUGUUGAAAUGUAAUAAUAAUAAAAAAAAAACAUAAAAUGAACGCAAACCAGCAUUUUAACUGAUACAUUUAAAAAUUGUAGUGCCUGUGAAAAUCUGUAUAAUAUUGCUUUUAUUGAUAAAUACAAUUUCUAACUUUUUUUUUUUGUCUCUUAACACCGAUAGCCUUUGCUGUGUUUCAGAGCCCUUGGACUAUAACUGAUAUACGAUAUCCAUGGACUAUAAUCUGCAUGAUCCUCUGUACUCACCUAGUGAAGCUCUUAAUGAAUAUGACAAGAAGAAAAAAAAACUUUUUUAAAAAUCAUUUUCUUCAGUUUUUUUGUUGUUGUUCAAAUAUGCUCAGUCUAGCGUAUUAUCAAUUACUUUUACUCUAUUUUCACUUUGUUUUUUGUUUCAUUUUGUGUCAUUGCUCUUUCAUACAGUAUAGUACUCUCAUAUACAGUAGUAUCGCUGUGGAAACCACACAUACACAUUUACACACUCACACACAUAUAUAGGCCGAAGGGAAGAUCCAGAGCGGUCUUUAUUUGAUGAAGCAUCAUGUCCUGGUGAGAACAAAAUCACUGGUGUUGUUGAAAAUGGUGCGCGUUAGCCUCAGUGGACUGGGGAUCAUUGUUGCUGCCUCAUACAAGGUGUUCAGAGGCAAAAAGAACCAUGCUGAAGAGUCUGUAGCUUGUGCAGUGUGAGUAAAAAUGAGCUCUGGUGGCUCUCAGGACUAUUUAUCGAUGUCAAAGCAGAUGCAGUUCAAGGCAAAUAUUAAGAGUCCAGACUACCAAAAGUUCAGAACACCUCUUUGAAUGACAGGAACUUAGUCCGUGUGCUUACUUUCUGUCCAAAUUGUUCAGUAACGCUGAGUAAUCAUAGCAGGAUUUGUAGAUAAGAUGCCUGGUUGCACUUUUUCACCAACAAGGUUCUGGUGUCUAAAGGCAGGUUCUGUUACAGAAUCACGCUGGUGGAGGAACAACAAAUCGAGCAAGUCAUUUUCAUAACCAUAAGUGAGAUCAUACACAGAUUAGGCAGAAAUACCGGAAUAUCGCCAUAAGAACGAGUGAUCUGAGAACAAAAUAAACACUUAGCUGCAAAGUGAACUUUAUAUAGACACAAACCCUUGUUUUUU
This is a messenger RNA of Tachysurus fulvidraco (yellow catfish), 9163 nucleotides long. It is a transcript of the gene nfia, whose product is annotated as nuclear factor I/A. The transcript is spliced from 11 exons. The record is from RefSeq and is a predicted model, not a curated record. Gene Ontology annotation, molecular function: RNA polymerase II cis-regulatory region sequence-specific DNA binding; DNA-binding transcription factor activity, RNA polymerase II-specific. The coding region runs from base 528 to 1913 and encodes 461 amino acids. Gene Ontology annotation, biological process: regulation of transcription by RNA polymerase II. Lineage: Eukaryota; Metazoa; Chordata; Actinopteri; Siluriformes; Bagridae. Gene Ontology annotation, cellular component: nucleus.